This is a messenger RNA of Prorocentrum cordatum, 620 nucleotides long. The record is from the annotation of a GenBank genome assembly. NCBI's taxonomy places the organism in Eukaryota, Dinophyceae, Prorocentrales, Prorocentraceae.
GCGCAGAUCCGCAAUCUUGGCACGAAGCUGCUCAGCGACCACCGCGCGCGCAACAUCGCGAUCAUCCUCAAGCGGCUGCCGGUGUCCACGAAGGAAGAGUUUGGGCGGAGUGGUAUUACAAGGAGCUGACGAAGAUCCUCGAGGGCCUCGUUUGGGAGACCACCAAGCUGUCAGUGGACGACCUGGAGCUUGCUUUGGAGGUCAUUCCCACGCAGGAGGAGGUCCAGAGACUGCGCCAGCACCAGGCUCCCGAGGCCAAGUCUCUGCUGCGGGACGUGGAGCAGCUCGUGAUGCCCCUCGCGCUGCUGAGCCGAGGCCUGGCCCCGCCUCGGGGGCCGCGGGCUCCGCAGAGGCCCGGCCGGGGCCCGCCGAGCCCCGGAGGCCAGGCCGAGCUGGCUGGCUGCUGCCCGCCCUUCGCGCGCCUCUCCUCCGCGCCAGCCCCCGACACCCUGCGGCUGCUGGACCAGCCGAAUGACGACCCGCGCCCGGCGUCCCGUGGCUCGGAGGCGCUGGUCCGGCGAGGCCCGCAGGAAAUGCAGGCCUGCAGGACGCCGCGGGCACGGAGAGCAGACAGCCGCUGUGGGAGGAGGCCGCUGUGUCUCAGCUGGCGUUGCCACUAG